This is a messenger RNA of Homalodisca vitripennis (glassy-winged sharpshooter), 1702 nucleotides long. RefSeq lists its product as uncharacterized. The record is from RefSeq and is a predicted model, not a curated record. Bases 371 to 1294 code for a protein of 307 amino acids. Lineage: Eukaryota; Metazoa; Arthropoda; Insecta; Hemiptera; Cicadellidae. The transcript has 9 exons.
AUUAUAUUAGGCUAUACUCUGUACCCAAUAGGAUCAAGGCUGAAUCACCUGUUCAUUUCUGUGUAUUGGUUACUUUUAAAAAUUAAAAAUCUAGGCUAAGGAUAAUAAUUACGAAAAGCUAGUAAUUAUUAAAUACCAACAUUCGGCUAUCCCUACUAAAAUUUACUUAUCUUGCAUCAUAUUGUACAAUGGUUUGUUGUUUUAAUGAUGGUAAAGCCUAACCUUACAAUUAGUCUAUUACUUUGAUUUGUAACUCUUUUCUCAUAAUUACUUGUUAUUAGAAAUUACAAACAAUUAUUAAUAUUAAGGGUGUUAGGGAGAGGAUAUCCUGAAUUCUGGUCAUACAUUGCUAAAAAUAACCCUUUACAAAAUGAAGAAGAUGAAGCCAGUUGUUCCAAAACCAAAAAGUAGACGCAAGAGCAAGUCAGAGGAGAGUUUAAACCAAUGCUUGAAUAGAAUACCUCAGAGAAAAGCUUCAACACCAACACAUGAUCGAAGCACGUUGUCCAACUCUCCGGAUAUUUCCAGCAUUAUGAUAAAUGAAAAUAGAUUAGAAACUUCAAGAAAGCAAGUGAUGAAAUCCAAUAAACAAUUGAAUUCAAGUCUUCCCAGGAAAACAGCUGUUUCAGAAGGAAUAAAUCUUGAGCAAGAACUGGAUUUUGAAUACACCCGCUAUAUACAAACGAUUUUCAGAAAGAAAUUGGAAGAAAAGAAAAAUGCUGAAAUUGAUACUGAACUAAUAAAAUUGCAAAAUAGAAUUGAAGAAAAUCAAAGAAUACUUCGUAACACUACGUCUCGGCUCAAGAACAUAAAUUUCAACAAAGAAGUUGAUUUUCUGCACAGCCUGCAUAGUCCUAAUUUCGCCAAAGUACUAGAGACAGUGAACGAGGGCAACUGUGAGGAGCGGCUGACUGUCCUCAACCAGAAACUGGAGCAGGCACGCCAUCGGCUAAGAGUAAACAAGAUGGAAGUGCCACCCACAGCGACACUGGCAGAAUUAGUCUCUGAUACUGUAGAGGCGUUGGGGAAAUUGAAAACAAAUCAAGAUGUUGAAACAAUGAAAACGCUGACAGAGCUCAGCAAAGUGAAGAAAUCAACCGCUAAUGCCAUUCUUAAAACUGUAAAUAGUCUUCCUGUGUCUGAAGACCUUCUAUUAACAAAAACUACAUUGGAAAUCAGUGCUCAAGAUUUACUGGCCCAAAACUCACUGUCACUUGAUGUAGAGACUCAGCAGAGCCACAGUGAAAUCCAAGAGCAAACAAGAUCACUUGAUGUAGAGGCCCAAAAUAGUUAACAGGAAAUUCAAGUGUGCAAAUUAUUUGAUGCUGUAGAUCCAAAACUCAAGCACCAACAAAUUCAUUUAAUUUUAAUAAUUCACAAAGAAUUUGAUUGUGUUAUGUCAAUUGCACCCUUUGUAGAUUAAGGUUUUUAUAUUUUCUCUAUUUAUUGAAUUUGUUAAAAUAUUUAUGAUUAAAAUUAUUGUUAUAUACAAAUUUUGUUAUCUGCAGGUUAGUUUCCAUUCACCAAUUGUAUGAAUCUUAGUAUUUUAGAUGCAAAUGUUUGCAAACUUCUAAUAAUUAAUUUAUUAUACACAACUAAAUAUUGACUUUUCUGGAAAAAUGUUUUGUUUCAUAGUGUAAACAUACAUGUUCUAUUUUGUUCUACUUUACAGAUCACUUUGUCCUACAUUUUUUACUAAAUA